Cyclopterus lumpus (lumpfish) is the source of this 1566-nucleotide messenger RNA. It is a transcript of the gene pla1a, whose product is annotated as phospholipase A1 member A. Gene Ontology annotation, biological process: lipid metabolic process. Lineage: Eukaryota; Metazoa; Chordata; Actinopteri; Perciformes; Cyclopteridae. Gene Ontology annotation, molecular function: lipase activity; carboxylic ester hydrolase activity. The transcript has 11 exons. Bases 177 to 1550 code for a protein of 457 amino acids. The record is from RefSeq and is a predicted model, not a curated record.
UAAAUGAGGAACGUUUCGUACGGACUCGUGCUCCAUGCCAGCUAAAGCCGGAGUGGUCGUCCCAGAGUUGCGACACAGAGCCGGGGCUUUUCUCUCAAGCCCAAAGCUGACCUCCGCCUGCCAGUCUGGGGCUGACCACGAAUAAAUCUCCAUUCACGUCGAAGGCUGGACAGAAAAUGCCUCGGGGACACAAGCCGGUCCUCAUCUGGGUCCUGGUGUUCUUCACGUCGCUGGUGCUGGGUACCGAGGACGGGCCGACGGGCGGCGGGUGCCCCGACCUCAACAACACCACCUGGCUGGAGUACCGGCAGCAGAGAGUCAAGCUGCAGGUUCAGUACCUGCUGCUGACGCGGGGAAACGUGGACUGUGCACAGGCGUUCACCCACGAGUCUCUCAGGGACGCGCAGCAGCCGUCCUACUUCAACGCCUCGCGGCCGACCAAGGUCAUCGUCCACGGGUACAGGACGAUUGGCAGUAAGCCGUCCUGGGUGAAGCAGCUGGCCCGCGCCCUGCUGGGGGCGGAGGAUGUGAACGUGGUGGUGGUGGACUGGGUCUACGGCGCCUCCUUCGCCUACAACCUGGCGGUGGAGAACUACAAGGAGGUGGCUCUGCAGAUCUCGGUGCUCAUCAAUCAGCUGCACAAACAUGGAUGCAAACUGGAGUCCUUCCACUUCAUCGGAGUCAGUCUCGGGGCGCACGUCGCCGGCUUCGUGGGGACUCUGUUUCAGGGGAAGAUAGGACGGAUCACAGGUCUGGACCCGGCUGGACCGAUGUUCAAAGGAGCCGACACCUACGACCGGCUGGACUCCUCCGACGCCCAGUUUGUGGACGCUAUCCACACCGACUCCGACUACUUUGGUAUCUCCAUCCCAGUGGGUCAUGUGGACUUCUUUCUGAACGGAGGGAAAGACCAGACUGGUUGUGCUCGCUCCAGGUUCGCCUCCAUGUACGGUUAUGUGAUAUGCGACCACAUGAGGGCGCUGCACGUCUACAUGAGCGCGCUGAACGGCUCGUGCCCGUUGAUGGGGAUCCCGUGCUCCAGUUAUGAAGACUUCCUGAAGGGCCUCUGUUUGGACUGCGACGUCUUCAGGGGGACGUGCCCCACUAUAGGUUUAUCUCCAAACAGCGGCAUCACCGUGUCUCCGGUUCCCAAAGAGCAGAAGCUCUUCCUCCUCACGACUUCUUCACCUCCGUUCUGCUUGCGUCACAUCCUGCUGCAGGUGGAGGUUUCUCCUCUGGACAAGAGCGCCGAGGUGGAGGUGACGCUGACGACGGAGAACCUGGGAACCGAGCAGCGGCUCCGGCUUCACACAGGUACGACGGUGUACCGGACCGUGUUGUCCCACCCGGUCGCUCUGUGUGAGAUCGACUCCAUCGAGCUGAAGAACACCGGAGCUCGAUUCUACAGACAAGCAGACGUCCACCUCAAGUCCGUCUGCCUUUCAGAGUUUCCAUCUCUCAGGAGGGAGGAGCCGCUGUGCGUCAACAACAUCAACGUCAGGCGAGGAGCUCCGUGGUCACAUGACUUUGUCCAGGUGUGUGCCUUCUGAAGACCUGAGACCUCCU